AUGGCUGUCCGAUUUACUUUGACAGAAGACAUGUUCGACCCUUACAUCUCGCGUCAGAUCGGUUACCUGGGAGCAACGUUCGAAAAUGAAGGGCAGAAUACACCCCGCACCCGCAAUCGGGCACGCGACUCAGGAUUAGGCGCGUUGGAGCUAAACAGAGCUACCCUCAUGCUCAGGACUCGGAAUGUUGUAUCCCUCAUGGGUUUGAACCCUGACUUGUCAAUUCACCCACAGAAACCAAGGGUCAUGGACGAACGUGACAGGUCCACCGACUUCCUUCCGGUGUACAAGCGAGGAGAUCUUCUGGCAUCGGCAGAUAAAAAUAUGAAUCCAGAAGGAUAUUUCACCGGCUUCGUGCAACGACGGACUCGCUUCAAGCGUCUACCUCACUUCGAGCGCGUUGGGCGGCGCCUCACCCGACCCCGUCGAGAGCGAAAAGCUGAGAACCACCUUAUCCAGCGCUCGCGCAGCAUCUCCACUGUCAAAAACACAUGUAUUCCCCGAAAGCACCAGUAUAAUAUGAAACCAAAGAAAAACAGUUGGCAGAAUGGGGGAAGGAUAAGAAGGGGAAAGUGA
Coprinopsis cinerea okayama7#130 is the source of this 576-nucleotide messenger RNA. RefSeq lists its product as hypothetical. NCBI's taxonomy places the organism in Eukaryota, Fungi, Basidiomycota, Agaricomycetes, Agaricales, Psathyrellaceae. The record is from RefSeq and is a predicted model, not a curated record. The transcript has 3 exons. Bases 1 to 576 code for a protein of 191 amino acids.